AUGAUUGAGGGCAGUGAUGACCGGGCACGAGAGGAUGAGCUCGACUUGAGCCAAGAGGAUGAGGGAGAUGUUCAACCAAAGAGUAACAGCAUCUCAGUUGAUGGGGUAUCGCAUGGGGAAUAUGAGGAUGGCUCAAUGGCAUACAUCGAAGAAGAUCUCCCGGAUGUAGCCAGUUCAAACCAUACACUCGAUAAGGGCAAAUCCCAACUUGGUGUCGGUACAGGCAAUGUACCAUUGUCGCCCCGUAUCGAACAGCUUGGUACUCCUGGAAGUAUCGAUGAGACUCCCUCCACCCCGGACGAUACGCCUUCUCUUCAUGGUUCUCUCCUGUCGUCGCAAAGUAGCAAUGCUUUGGCCUUUCGAGGCUCAUCUCGCGCCAGUCCCAGCCCGUCGCAUCGUCCUUUCGAUCUUCGCUUCCAGUCCCGCCUAUCCUCUCCAUCCUUGAGUGGAUUUCGACCGUCAUCGUCGUUUUUCGCUCAGAUACACUCCCGAAAGUCGUCGCUCACGAGCCGCCUUACUCCGGGUACGGUAGAUUCCGAUGCCGAGACCCCUCAGGGCCCUUGGGAUGUUGUACGGUGGACUAAGCUAAGAAAGAUAACCGGCCAGGCAUUUUCAGAGGUCGGCAAACGCAAUUUUGGCCAUCCAACAUGUUUGGCGGUCUCCACCACUAUCGUGAUUGGAACGUCCAAAGGAAUUAUCUUGGUGUUUGACUACCAACAGAGUCUGAAGGCGAUCAUUGGACAAGGAACUAAAGCAACCGAAUGCGGAGCAAUCACGUCGUUGGCACUAUCCGCGGACCACUCGACAAUCGCUGGAGGGCAUGCUUCCGGGGAUAUACUUACAUGGGAGAUUGUGAGACCGGCGCGACCUUUUCUCCAUAUACCGCCUCUUCCCGAGACUCAGAUCGAUAUUCGCACUGUUGAUGGCCACGUCCCCGGAUCGUCUGUCAUCCAUAUAGGCUUCCUAGGUACGAGGCGCACUGCGCUAGUAUCUGCCGAUAGAUCAGGGAUGGCUUUCUCACACCUAGCGACCCGAGGCCUGGGUGCGAUGGGGCGGACAGUAAAGACGACAAGGAUCUUGGGCCGUUACCCUAACUAUAUAGCCCACGGCAACCGACCACGGAAGCCAAGCUCUGUCCUUGCCUUUUCGCCCCUUCCUCUUGGGAACGUCGAGGAGCCAACUGAUUCUCUGGGUCUGGUUGCGAUGCUUACACCCUAUCUUCUGGUUAUUGUCUCAACGACGCCUGUCGCACAGACCCAGCACAAGGCGCCACGCCCGAAAGAGGUUGCCGCCCAUGGCGCAAUGACUGGAGCCUUGGCCUGGUUUCCAGCGAUCAGGCUCAAGGGCAAGGAUACGCAGACCUCCAAAACAAAACUCGUCUAUUGUUGGUCAAAUGUGCUGACUAUCCUAGACGUGUCUGAGAUCGAAACAGAUGGAUCACCGAACAGGGACCGGCCUCCUAGCCUGGAGUUCCAGGCACGGAACAGAUGGAAGGCCGACGAAGCGAUUGUCGCCGUGCAAUGGCUGAGUCGUUCGGUUUUGGCAGUGCUCACUAUCACGCAACAAUUGCUUAUCCUUGAAGAUCAUUCUAUGCGCGUAACAGAUAGCAUUGACCUUCUUAACAAACAUAUAUAUCAUGUUGAUUUGUUUUCCUCGCAGCUUCAUUCUCUGGUCGAACAGUUCGAUGAAGAAGAUACCACGAUGCAUGGUGUGGUAGCGGAUGCUUUUUACAUGAGCUUUCGCUCUUAUAAAGGGCGCCUAUUUUUGCUGGGUUAUGGCGAUGCGCUGGUUGGAGCCCUCUCUAACUGGGCAGAUCGAUUGCUUGCGCUCAUGGAAGCUGGGGAUUUCAUUGGAGCCAUACGGCUGGCAACAUCCUUCUAUAAGGGCAGCGGAGAAAAACUCACCAUUGGACUACCCGACGAAGAUACACUGAGGCAGCCAAUCGUGCAAGAGAAGCUUCUGGAAAUGGUGUCCGCUUCACUGAAGUAUGCUUUUGGCCGGAACCGAGAAGCUACUAAUGAGCGGCUCGGAAAUCAACAACUCGAGGAACUGGCUGAAGUAUCUAUUUCAGCUUGUGUCUGUAUGGCUGAUGAAGACUUCCUCUGGGAUGAGGUAUUCAGUUGGUAUGAGGAGCAUGACUCGCAGGGCAUUUUCCUUGAUGCUCUUGAAUCGUACAUUGUUGAAGGGACAGUGCGCACCCUUCCGCCUACUGCUGUCAAAGCGCUGAUCAAUCACUUUGCCACGAACCAUACCGCCAGCCGAUUGGAAGAGAUUAUCUGUCUCCUUGAUACGGCCACAAUGGAUAUCGACCAAGUGACAACGCUAUGUAAGCAUUAUAACUUGUACGACGCAUUUAUAUAUGUUUGGAAUCGCUGUGUGGGGGAUUACGUGGGGCCACUGCAAGAACUCUUAGCAUUAAUUCCUCCUCGAGGAACCUGGGUCAACGGGGGCUCGGUGGAUGAACUCAAACGGUAUACGAACGCGAUGAAGAUGUUCCCGUACCUCUCAUUUGUCUUCACAGGCCGCGUAUAUCCUACUGGGGAUGAGAUGGAAUACGCAGAAGCUACUCAAGCUAAGGCAGCCUUAUACGAACAUCUCUUCUCCGGGAACCUGUCGGGAACUGAGCCAUCGGCUUCAGCCGAAUCGAAUGGAUCAUUCUCAGAUCUGCAAGCUAUCUUAAAUUUCGACGCACCUAGCUUCAUGAGCAUGCUCAACGAAGCGUUCGAGGAUAGUUUCCUGAAUGAACAGGGGGCAGACGAGACUCCGUUCAGAGGAAUAUCCAUAAACCGACAAUAUCUAAUCAGUAUCCUGCUUCAGGUCAUGAUACCGUCGUCCUUUGCCCCAUCCGAUAUAAUUUACCUAGACAUGUUCCUUGCUCGCAACCUUCCUAAAUACCCUCAAUACAUUCUUCUUUCUGGAAGUACACUACAUCAGGUUUUGGAGCGCCUGUGCCGAUACCCCAGCCAAGACAUGGCGGAGGACUGCGAACUCAGUGCGGAGUACCUCCUGUCUUUUUACCGCCCUCCCGAUAUUCAGAGCAUGAUCCCGCUCUUUCGUGAGGCGCGUUUCUUUCGAAUUUUGAAGUCAACCUACCGCUCUGAGAAGCAGUUUCCCGAACUGAUCCUUACCUACCUGGAAGACCCGAGUGGGCAAGAAGCGAUUUUUACCUGCUUACAGGAUUGCCUGCGGGCCAGCUCCGGGUUAGGGAAAAGACAAAGGCGAGAUGUCAUAGACGUGAUCAACAACCACGCUGGCAAGAUAGCAGGGAUAAAUGUCAAGAAGGCCGCCCAGACAAUGCAGGAUUACGCCCCAGAAACGCACACAAUGUUUCUGAAAGCUCUGGAAGACGAUGCCUACGAGCAAUAUCAGUACUUGGCUGUCGUGGUUGGCUCCACGACGCAUCCUAGCUCUGAGAGUCGGCUUUCGAAGCCAGCGGAGAAUUGGAUGGUAGAGCGCUACGUGCAGUUGCUUUGUAGAUACGACCCUCCACGUGUGGCCGACUUUGUUGAUGAGCUACGGGUUGGUGAUGUUCGGCUGGAGGAAUUGUUACCUUUCAUGGAAGAGAGCGGCGUAGUGGAUGCUGCUGUCAUUUUGUUGGCUAGACAAGGGAAAAUUCGAGCUGCCAUGGACCGUCUCAUCGCGCAUCUGAAAACGCUUGAGUCAGGACUUGUAGGUAUCCUUCGAAGCAUACAGGAAACUCCCGACUCCGCCAGUACAGCCGAAGCGAUUGACGACCUUAUUGAAUCUUUGAACAAAUAUGUGCGUGUUGGUACAUGGCUGUGUCAGGGCCAAACGAAAACAACCAAGAAGUCGCGAACCAUUGAGAGAAAUGGUACCGGGAAAACGGCUGUUGACCAGCCCCUCUCAUUCGAUGAGAAUCUCUGGCUUGACCUCAUUGAAGCCGUCGUCCGCACUGCAAGUAGCGUAUUUGCCCUGAUUCAGAGGGAGCAUGCGGACAGCAAAUUGACACAGUUGGCACCAAUGACCUCUCGAAUGGGGAGCAAUGCGGCUCAACUCAUGUCAUCUGUCCGUACAUUGGUACAACAGGUCUUCACUGCGUUGCUCUCUAGCACUGUCAGGGUCGGCGGAGGCUUGACUAGCGAACGCAGCGACGUUGCUUUUCUCCGAAUUCUGCGAGCAUUUCUUACCCGUGCGUCGCAGUGGUCUCCCUCCCUUCUUGAACUCCGUGCCGUCUUGGCUUCGAUCUUCUCGGCUUAUACGUACGAGAAGUCACUGUUAGCUCUGGCUAACGGGAUGCUGGACCGGGAUUUGUUUGUGCACGUGGACGAGGUGACGCGACUGCGCCAAAAGGGUUGGCGGCCGCGAGGCCAGGUAUGUGAGAUCUGUCGUCAACGCAUCUGGGGACCUGGGGUUGGCUCUCAGUUCUGGGAUGCAUGGAAGAAGAGGCAGGCUGAUGCACAUCAGCACCGAGUCUCACGACAGAUUGAAGGGCGACUUGACCCUGCGAUCGCCCGUGGGAAAGGUAAGGCGGCGGCAGUGGCCGAGGCGGGUCAGGCGGUACACUUCUCUGAUGGACAUGCGGACGGGGAACUGGUAGAUGACAUCUCAGAGAAGAGUAGCGAAAUGCCGAUCGGGCCCGCCGUGGUCUUUUCGUGUCGACACUUGUAUCACCGGCAGUGUCUACUGAACUUAGAUGGUUCUGGGCAAACCGGGAAGUCGCAUUUUCGGCGAGAAGGUGCUGACUGGGAAUUGUUGUCAUGCCCUAUCUGUCCUGUACAUAAUGAAUGA
Molecule: messenger RNA, 4749 nt
Organism: Aspergillus alliaceus
Lineage: Eukaryota; Fungi; Ascomycota; Eurotiomycetes; Eurotiales; Aspergillaceae
Product: CORVET complex membrane-binding subunit VPS8
Exons: 3
Coding region: 1-4749 (1582 amino acids)
Biological process (GO): protein targeting to vacuole; endosomal vesicle fusion
Cellular component (GO): late endosome; HOPS complex
Molecular function (GO): protein binding
Source: RefSeq, a predicted model, not a curated record